UUCCAGGACUUUUAGGACACGGUCAUACAUGUAUUUUCCUCGUGAGAAGAUGAAUCGCCGAUGAACGACGUAUCCUCUAAUACGCGAGCCAAACUGCAGAGGCGGCUGACGAUUUCGGGAUCCGUCUGUCACCGCCGUUCAAACAGAAUCCUGUUUAAACCUGGUUAGCGGUCGAUCAGAUGGCCGGCAGAGAGACGCGCGGCUCACGUGAGCCCGCGUCCAUUUGCUCUUCCUAUUUUCGUAGUCGUACGGUAUAUAAAGAGAGCCCCCCCGUCCUCGGUGAGCAUUGCCGAAAGAUUUUGGCAGCGGUAGCCGCGCUUUUCUGCGCCGUGCGCGGCGCCGUACAUAGAGCGGGAGCUUUCGAGACGCGCGUGGACGCGUGAGCGCGGGUAGAAGAAGAAGAAGAAGAAGAGGAGGAGGAAGAAGAGGAACAUCUCGAAUACACGCGGGGAGGACACGAGACACAAGCUUAGUUUAUCCGUUGGCAUUUCGCGAACGUCCAUCCAUUCCCGCAAGCGACGCCCGUCGUCGUUUUGCAUUCGCGCGUCGACGCGAUCGAUUUUCGCGCUUCUCCCCUGGAGACACCGCGCCAUAGGCGGAGCGGAGCUUAAAGAUAGACUCCUGUUCGUCCUCGCUUCAUCGCGCUUCACCUCUCCGGACCCGCGAGGACCGAACUCGAAACGCGUUAACGCGAAUGACGUAAUGCCUUCGCGAUCACCCGCGAAAGAGCCCGCGUUCUUCUCCAAGGGGAAAGAAAUCCUCAAAGUCGGCUCCGCGCGAACGUUCCGCGCCGUUCUCCGCCGUUUUUCUCGCGGCUUGAUUUGAUUCUUCCUCCUUCACGUGGUGCGUUUUCUGGAUCGGGGAUCUCGAUCGCCGCUGAUCGAGAUUGGAGCCGGAUUAAUGGCCGAAUGUUACCUGACGUGAACUCCAAAUAUUGAUAACGUGUCAAUGGAUGACACGUGAUGCGAAUGAACAUUGGUCCUUCUGCGAAACCUAGGCAGUGUUUAUCAAGAUUAAUUACGUCUCAAUUACGUUUCAAAGAGUGAAGGAAGACGAAAGAAAGCGAAAAUGGGGAAUACCGACAGUUCCCAUGAUGUGGAAAUGAGCUCGCUGUCGAUAGCGGCGGUGAACGAUCGUCCCCAUGUUAUGAGAACGCCAAUGCGCCCGAUGAUAGCGGAAUACGAGCCAAAGAAGCAGGGUGUGAAAACCGAACUUUCAGACGUGGUGCUUGUCAAAUACAAGUGCGAGAAAAAUGACGUGCCCAUUACGGUAACGAAUGGCUCGACUUUGCCGCUCGUGGAACGACCGAGCGACGAGGAGGCCGCCCUUUACGACCCGUUCGAACAUCGCAAGCUCGCCCACCCCACCUCGGACCUCGACACGCUCAUACAUCUGCUCAAGGGGAGUCUGGGUACGGGCAUACUCGCGAUGCCGAUGGCCUUCCGCAACGCCGGCCUCGCCUUCGGUCUCUUCGCCACCUUCUUCAUCGGCGCGGUGUGCACCUACUGCGUCCACAUCUUGGUCAAGUCCGCCCAUCUCCUGUGUAGGCGGUUGCAGACACCUAGUCUGGGCUUCGCUGACGUGGCCGAGGCUGCCUUCUUAGUGGGGCCCGAAUCCGUUCAGAAAUACGCCAGACUCGCCAAGGCAACUAUUAAUUCGUUCUUGGUGAUCGAUCUGGUCGGUUGUUGCUGCGUAUAUAUCGUCUUCAUCUCGACCAAUCUCAAGGAGGUCGUGGACUAUUAUACGGAAACGGACAAAGAUCUGCGAGUAUACAUGGCGGCGUUACUGCCAUUUCUCAUCAUCUUCUCUCUAGUGAGGAAUCUCAAAUAUCUCGCACCGUUCUCGAUGGUGGCGAACAUACUGAUCGCCACCGGUAUGGGCAUCACCUUUUACUAUAUUUUCCACGAUCUGCCUACCAUCAGCGAUGUACCAAAUUUCUCCAGCUGGUCUCAGCUGCCCCUUUUCUUCGGUACUGCUAUCUUUGCGCUUGAAGGUAUUGGUGUUGUCAUGCCAUUGGAAAACAAUAUGAAAACUCCGUCGCAUUUUAUCGGUUGCCCAGGCGUCCUCAAUACCGGUAUGUUUUGCGUCGUAUUGUUGUACAGUACUGUUGGCUUCUUUGGCUACUGGAAAUACGGGGAGAACACGAAAGCUUCGAUUACGCUGAAUCCCCCGCAAGACGAGGUGUUAGCGCAGUCCGCCAAGGUGAUGAUCGCCGUGGCAAUCUUCCUCACUUAUGGACUCCAAUUCUACGUGCCGAUGGAGAUCAUCUGGAAGAACGUUAAGCAGUUCUUCGGCUCUCGUCGGCUGCUCGGCGAGUAUCUUCUCCGUAUCACGUUGGUGAUCUUCACCGUUUGCGUGGCAAUCGCGAUCCCCAAUUUGGGCCCGUUCAUCUCCCUCGUAGGGGCCGUGUGUCUGUCCACGCUGGGCCUCAUGUUCCCCUCGAUAAUCGAGCUGGUGACUGUCUGGGAACAAGAGAACGGCCUCGGCAAGUGGAACUGGCGGCUGUGGAAGAACAUCGCCAUCAUCUCUUUCGGCGUGUUGGGCUUCCUCACCGGCACGUACGUCAGUAUCCAAGAGAUCCUGGAAGGCAAAUGAGACGCCGUGUUCGGCGCGAGGAGCGGAAAGCAUCCGCUCGCGGCAAUCGCUCGUCGUCCGGCGCUAAUUCAGGCGACGAGUACCAAGUGUGACAGCGUCUCUCUCUCUCUCUGGGCGUCUCUCGCGCGGAUGACGCAACGCUGUCAGCAGACGGACCACUGGAUCCGGAUCAGGAUUCCUCCCGAAUCCCUAUUCCCGUAUCCUUCCUUGUCGGUAGUGCGACAAUUGUGACAAUAAUGACGAUGACGACGACGACGACGACGACGAUGAUGACGACGACGACGACGACAAACGAUGACGACGGAGACAUCCGCAGAGGUCUUCGCGUGAUCGGAUUUUCAUUUAUCAUUUUCUUAACCAGUAGUCGAAUUAGUAUUACGCGCAUCGUGUACGGUUGACGUAACGAGUGUAUACGGUCGGAGGAGAAAUGACAUAUUUGCGCAUUCUCGAUAACGUUAUUUCCGUUAUUUCCAGUAAGAGUUAUGCAGGAUUACUUAUAGAUAGACUAUUGUGUUAAAUUGGCGCAAACAUUACCUAUUCUACUAAAUAAGGUAGAAAGCAAAAUUAUAUAUAUUAAUUUUGAGAAAGCAACAAUUUUGUCAACGUCUGAUUCCUAAUGGUACACCGCUUAUAUAUACAGGUAAAGCGGAUCAAACUGAGAGAAGAAGUCUUCUAUUAUUUUGGAAUUUCCGCAAUUAGUUAUUAAUUAUUAAAAAUCGCCGAAUAAGUGUGCAGGGUAUAUCUGCACACCCCACUAGCAAAUAACAAACAUGUAGUGAGACGUGACCGUCUAAUGUUACGCAAUGAAAUGUUUGGAGGUGUGCAUUAUAAACAGAUGUUCUGUCAUUUGUAGACUGUCACUUCUAAAUACCUCGCUGUGCUACCAAUUGCGAACGUGUGUUAAAUGAUUGGCACUUCGUCGCGCGCUCGCAUUGGCUGGGCGGAUAUGCGCUCAUUCUAUCUUCAUUCUAUCUCAUUCGAUCUUUACUAAUUAAUAACUCGGUACUAAUUGCUAAAAUCGCAAAAUGGUUGAGGACUUUUCUGCCCACUUUAACCCGCUCUUCAAGCGAGAUGUCAUUAGGAAUUGGACACUCUAUAUGUAUAUUUAAUUUGAUGAUAUGCUUUUCAAGAUUUCUUAAAAAAAAUUGCAGGCUUGUAACUUCAGGACUUAAAACAGAACAGUUGACAUAGAAAAAUUGAAAAAUUUUUAACGCCAAUUUAAUACCUCCAACUAUGAUCUUUUAAAAACAAGAUCUUUAAGUAAGUUGCAGUAUUUGACAAAUUUUUAUUUUAUUUUAUAAUUUUAUAUAUACAUCAGAAUAUUACAUCGGAAUAUUUAUAUUGAGGUGCCGGUCUUCGGGAAUUCCAAUCUUUGAUCUUUAAUGAUGAACGAACGAAAUUUAAAUCCUUUUGCUCUUUUUUUUCUCUAUCAUUUUAGUCGAUAAUAUCACAUCAACCGUAUGUGCGUAUGUGCGUAGAUUUUUGUAAACUUAACAACUGCGGGACGGUUAUUUAGAGUAGCGUACGCAAUUAUUUUCUGGUCGUACUUUGUAUACCUAUAUCGUGUAUAUAAAAAAUACACAAACCAUCAUGCUUCAUGAAUGACAAGUGGGAACCGUACGCCGUCAGUUAUUACGUGCUUAUUUGCUCGAUCGGAUUAUCAGUAAGAUAGAUGGUCUCGAUAUGAUUACGCGGGUCGCUCAGACAUUAAUUUUCCAUCGUCUAAUCAAGGAAGUUGCGUUAACAAAACAUCUUGUUUGAGCAUAUCAAUAUAAGUAUUCGUUUUUGCAUAUUAAUACAAUGCGCCGAAUUAAUAUAAAGUUACUUCUCUAUUCUUUGAAAUUCUACAAAGUUCAUAUGAAACAAUAUCGAUCCGCCAUAAAAGUCCAUUUGCGGCCUACGUAAAUGUGUCUGAGACCUCUGCUAUAAGAAAAUGAUCUGUAAGAUAUUGCGUUUCGCGGAAGAACGUCAUGAUUGAGCAUCACGUCAAUUUUUCUUUAAACAUUGAUUUGAUUCUAAAAAUACGUAUACGAGCGAACGGUGAAACGAACAAAGAAAACGAAUGUUCGGACAUGUUCGCAUGUUCGUAGUUCAUUUGUUAAUUUAUACUGAACAUCCGUGUUCAGCAAUGUUCAUCAUGACGGUGAUAUAUUCAUCAAAUACCAAAUAUGAAAA
Messenger RNA from Pogonomyrmex barbatus (red harvester ant), 4770 nucleotides. Its product is annotated as proton-coupled amino acid transporter-like protein pathetic. Lineage: Eukaryota; Metazoa; Arthropoda; Insecta; Hymenoptera; Formicidae. Gene Ontology annotation, molecular function: L-amino acid transmembrane transporter activity. Gene Ontology annotation, cellular component: vacuolar membrane. Gene Ontology annotation, biological process: amino acid transmembrane transport. The record is from RefSeq and is a predicted model, not a curated record.